Messenger RNA from Mollisia scopiformis, 4949 nucleotides. RefSeq lists its product as uncharacterized. NCBI's taxonomy places the organism in Eukaryota, Fungi, Ascomycota, Leotiomycetes, Helotiales, Mollisiaceae. Gene Ontology annotation, molecular function: mRNA binding; protein binding; translation initiation factor activity. The record is from RefSeq and is a predicted model, not a curated record. The transcript is spliced from 5 exons. The coding region runs from base 470 to 4879 and encodes 1469 amino acids. Gene Ontology annotation, cellular component: eukaryotic translation initiation factor 4F complex.
ACCAGAGAGCGAACGAGAUUUCCCCUUCCUCAUCCUCUUUUCUGCACAUUCAGAAACACCACAACAUCUCCCCCAAAUACUAUCCGGCGACAAUCUUCUAUUCUGUAGAAGAUUCUAUCGCGGCAGGAUCAGUCCUUCGAUACCUUUCCGGUUUUCGAUCUUAAUAAUCUCGCCUGCGCCCGUUUCGACGAUUUGCAGCGACACACUCCUUCAAUCCCCAUCCCCGAAAAAAAAAGAGAGGCGCCUCGCAGGUUCCAAUCUUGCUCGCCCAGGUAGCGAUUUAUUUCGACUCCCUUUGCUCUCCACUCCUCCGCACACCGUCUCCGCGACACGCCUUAAUAGAACAGAUCAGGUCUGAGAUCCGGUCGCCCUUCUGCGAAGGAUAUCCCGCAUCGUCUUGCUCGUCGCGAUACGUCAUACAAACCUUUCUACCAACGCACACGAGGUCACCUUCGAAACAUCUCACCCUAUGACUUCUGUCCCUCAACAAACCCAAACCCCAAAUCAGCCCUCCUCGAUCAGCAGCGCGUCGCAAUCGACUUUGUCGUACGCUUCCACCGCAAAGAAGGCCGUCUCGUCGCCACCGAUCGCGACGGGUUCGUCUUCAACUCCCUCUCCCGUCGUGGCUGUCGGAGGUGCUGCGCCGGUACAGCAACAACAUGGAAAGUCGAAUUCGAUCUCGCCGGUGAACGGCAAGCCUUCGGUCUCUCCAGCUGUACCGGCAGUUUCUGCACCUGCUAUCGCGCAUAGCAGCUCUGCAAUCAAUGGUUCGAGCGAACACAGCCGCAAGAGUUCAGUCACAAUUUCAGCGAACGGUAUGAAUGGUGGCCCAGUCGGUGGAGCGAAGAACAAUAUCCAAUUUGGAUCUAUUCAUGACUCUCCGAAGGUCUCUCACAGCACUCCUGAAAGCGCACAGCCUGCUGCUUCGGCCCCGAUUCCAAUCUCGAACCCAAGAGUUACCGACCCUUCGCAUUCGCCAACUCCAAUCCCAGCUCCAUCUGCGAGCGGUGGACGACCUCCAUCUGGUUUGGGACAGGGCGGAAACGGUGUCGCGUUUGGCAGCUUUGGUGGCGACGGAGAGCGUCACAUUCGUCACCCAUCUGGUUCGCAAGGCAAUCUUGCACCUGGCAACCAGCAAUCAGGACAUCUUCGCCAACCUUCGCAACCUACGCAAGGUGAGAUGAAUAACCAAUCCAGUCCUGCUCAGGGACGUGGUGGCUUCCAGCAAGCUGGUCGUGGACGAGGUGGCCCCUAUAAUCAGAACUACCAGCAGCAACCGAUGAGCGGCUUCCCUCCCUCGAACCCACAAUAUCGAGCUCAGAAUCAGAGUCGCGGCAAUGCUAUGGCACCUCCCUUCCAAGGUCAACCUCGACCAAUGCAGCAAUUCCCAAACUCGCCUCAGCCUGCACGAAGUCCCGCUCUUGCUCCUGCGAUGCCUGGCACACCGAACUCGAACCCAGCUAUGCCAAUGCAAAACCAAUACGGAGCUUACCCACCACACACGCAAUACAUGCAAACCCCCAAUUCAUACUACGGACAGCCAGCAUUCGAUGGCCGCAUGCAAAUGCAAGGCGCUCCUUUCAUGUAUCCUCAAAUGGCAAACAUGGGCUACAUGACUUCUGGUCCCCCACAAUCACCACAACCCAGCUUCCAGAUGCCAAACAACUACCAGCAAACAUAUGUUCCAGGCCAAUAUGCUCCUCAAGCACAGCCUAUGUCCAGGAAUUCUUCUCAAAUGUCUGAACAGCGACCAGCCUCGAGCAUGGGAGGACAGCCACAGACACCUUCCAUGACUCCGUCAAUCUCUCACACGAACACUCCUCAGCCCAAGGGUGCUGCAACUCCUUCUUCUAACGCCUUCUCUAGACCGGCCAGAAAGAGUGCUGCGAUCACUAUCAGACGACCUGACGGUGAAGCACUCGACGUUGAGAGCAUCAAGGCACCUGCCUCUCCUGCUCCAAGUGCUAGUGCAAGAACUCGCACACCUCCAAUCGCGAUGUCCUCCACCCCGACUCCUCCACCAAAGUCCUCAACCCCUCAACAUAUCCGAACUGAUAGCAGCAGCAUCAGCACGAAGAGCUCGGAGGAGAGAAAGGCUGAGAUGUUGGAGAAGGUCAAGAAGGAAGCCGAAAAGGCUGCCGCAGAGAAAGACGCUGCAGAGAAGGAGGUUGCCAAAGCUGCCGAGGCCAAGCUGAAGGAGGAAGAAAAGGCACGAGAAGAAGCCAAGGCUAAGGAAGAAGCAGAAGCCAAGGCAAAGGAAGAGGCUGAGGCUAAGGCUGCUGCUGAGAAGGCCAAGCAGGAGGAAGAGGAAGAGUUCGAACGCCAGAUCCGAGAAAUGGAAGAGGCUGAAGCCGCCCGUGAGAAGAAGGAAGCUGAAAUGCUAGCCAAGCGUGCUGCAGAGAAGGCCGCCGCUGAAGAGGCUAAUAAAGAGAAGCGGAAGGCCGAGGCUGAAGAGAAUGACCGCAAGCUCCGAGAAGCCGAACGUGAGAUGGAACGCCUCGAGGAUGAGCGUGAAAAGAAGCGUCUUGAAGCUGAGGCUAAGGCUGAUGAGAAGACUGCCAAGCCAGAGCCAAAGGAGGAGGAAAAGAAUGCUCCCAAUACCCCGAGCACUUUGGCAUCGAAGCUCUCCAACCUCACUCUGGGAACAGACAGUGGUGCAUCGACUCCAGCAUCUGAUGACUCCAUGGGUCCACCUCCCAAGAUCAACGCUUCUGAGAAACGUGGCAAGCCUGCUGCUCUCAAUCUUGCUCCUCUCAACACCAAGCCUGUUGAGCCACCGCAACCGAGCGCCGCUCUUCAAUCUUUGAAGUCAGCUCGCUUCCUCACGGUUCUCAACUCCUCGAUUUACCCGCCAAAUAUCAGCUCUCCCAAUCCUGCGCUCAACACUGCUGUCACAACCAAGGGCAAGAGCUUCAAGUACGACAAAGAGUUCUUGUUGCAAUUCCAGAAGGUUUUCACCGAGAAGCCAUCAAUGGAAUUCGAGUCUCAAAUCAAGGCUCUCAUUGGCGAUGGUGACGGAGGUUCAGCUAGAACCGGCUCGACGAGAACACCAGGUGGUAUGGGUCCAAGACAAAAUUCCACCCGCAACAACCCACCCGGAGCAUUUGCCAUGGGUUCUUUCGGUGCCGGCGCACCUGGCAAGACUCUUCCUCCCGGAACCACCUCCGAGAUGCGUUUCCAAAUGGCCAAUGGCACAAUGGCUCGACCUCCCAUCAAUCCCAUGGCCUCUUUCAACCGCCCAGGAGGCGCUGGAUUCCCUGGCAGCAAUCCUAUGCAGCGAACUCCGUCUAGUUCAAACAUGAACAACGUUCCUCAUUCUCCGCGCCAACAAAGCAGACGCGGUGGCGGUAGCAAGCGCGAGUACCAAGGUACCAAUUCCAAAGCUGAGGCCCAAGCCGCAAAGACAAUGCCUCUCACUGCCGGUAUGGAACUCAAGCCCAUCAAGGUCUCUGAGACUGGCUGGAAGCCCCGCAGCAUCGGCGCCUCCCAGUCGGCUACUGGCGCUGCUGGCCCUACUCCUGGUGCGCAAGGUGGAACUGGUCACAUGGAACCUGACAUGGUCCAGCGGAAGGUCAAGGCUGCUCUGAAUAAGAUGACUCCUGAGAAAUUCGACAAGAUCGCGGAUCAAAUCCUCGCAAUUGCAGCACAAUCGAAGGACGAGGCUGACGGACGUACUCUGCGUCAAGUCAUUCAACUCACUUUCGAGAAGGCUACUGACGAGGCUCAUUGGGCUUCUAUGUAUGCUAAAUUCUGCAAGCGCAUGUUGGAGACAAUGAGUCCCGACAUCAAGGAUGAGAGCAUCUUGGACAAGAAUGGAAACAUCGUCUCUGGUGGUAAUCUCUUCAGAAAGUACCUACUGAAUAGAUGUCAAGAGGAAUUCGAGCGUGGCUGGAAGAUGGAUCUGCCAGACAAGCCGGAAGGUGAGCGCGGUGAGGAGAAGACCGAGGAGGCAGUCAUGCUCUCUGAUGAGUACUACAUUGCCGCUGCCGCCAAGCGUCGUGGUCUUGGUCUUGUCCAAUUCAUUGGUGAGCUUUACAAGUUGAGCAUGCUUACAGAGCGUAUCAUGCACGAGUGUGUGAAGAAGCUCGUCGACUACACCGGCAUUCCUGAUGAGGCUGAGAUCGAGUCAUUGACGAAGCUUCUGAGAACAAUCGGUGCCAACCUCGACAGCACCGAAAAGGGCAAGCCAAUGAUGGAUGUCUACUUCCAACGCAUCCAGACCAUGAUCGACACUCCUGAACUCCCAAGUCGGCUGAGAUUCAUGCUCAUGGACAUCAUCGACCUGCGAAGAAAGCAUUGGGUUUCCAAGGAGACCAACAAGGGUCCGAAGACACUCGAAGAAGUCCGAGCAGAGGCUGAGGCUCAAGCCGCCCAAAAGGCUGCUGAGAACGCCCGAGGUAGUCAACGCGGCGGUGGCGGUGGUGGACGCAUGCAAAUGGGUCGUGGUGACUCGAGAAAUUUCUCGAACCAGUACGGCAAUCAACCACCACCAGACUACCAGAAGAACACUGUUGGCAUGGAUGAUCUCCGUCGUCUUACCAACAAGAACACCAACCGCGCCUCGAGUCAGCAAAUGUCUUUUGGCCCCACAUCCAUGUUCUCAUCACGUAGCAAUAGUGGACGAAAGAUGGGUCCUGGUGGUUCGUUGAGCAGAGGAGGCGAAGACUCUGGAGCUUCAUCAAGAACUGGCACACCACCUCAACAGAAGGAAAAGGAGUCAGCCACUUCCGCAAAUGCAUUCAGUCUACUAGCAGGAUUGGGAUCUGGCGACCAUGGAGAUCCAACGUCACCACCUUCUACGUCCGUCUCUCCGGCUUUGUCUAAGGCAACACCUGCAAACGCAGACAAGCCUGAUGACAAGAACGAGAACGGUUCAUGAUCAUCCGAUGACAUGCACAAAAGUGUUUUCGAAAGCAUCAUAAUCUCUGUGCAUAGACCGGCGGGCUAAU